This is a messenger RNA of Colletes gigas, 4236 nucleotides long. RefSeq lists its product as uncharacterized. The record is from RefSeq and is a predicted model, not a curated record. Gene Ontology annotation, molecular function: nucleic acid binding. NCBI's taxonomy places the organism in Eukaryota, Metazoa, Arthropoda, Insecta, Hymenoptera, Colletidae. Gene Ontology annotation, biological process: DNA integration. The transcript has 4 exons. Bases 1 to 4236 code for a protein of 1411 amino acids.
AUGCCUCGAUUUUCUCAUACGGCAUCACAAUGUCAGAGACCCCAGGAAUGCCAUCGGUGUAGGGGGAAGCAUCAUACCCUCCUGCACUAUGAUGGACUGCGGGAACAAAGUUAUCCGAGGCCGCAGGCGCAAAAUACAUACGGCCAACGUGAGGAGAGCGAUUACAACGCUCAACCACGAAGUACGGCCGUGUCGAAGCCGAAAGGAAAACCUUCGACUUCGAAGGCCUACAAGAAACCGGCCUCGACAUCACACUGUACCGCGCUCGGUACAGGCGCACCGAGGACCGUGCUGCUAGCCACGGCACGAGUACGCGUGUCUGGCAAACGACCUCCGAUUGAAACGCGUGCGUACCCCAGCCACGGUAUCGGGCUUGGGGGCGGCCAGACGCAGCAAAUAAAAUAUAGCGUCGGUUUAAACCUCGGCUCGAUAAACGAGUCGAAACCGAUAUGUGUCGCUCAAGCGUACGUCGUGCCGAAAAUCACGACCUACCGCAACACGUCGGCGAACGCGCGAGUUUACAGUGCGUUCCGAGGUUUACCGUUAGCCGAUCCAGAAGCCAGGGCCGAUCCUACGAUCGAAAUUCUGAUCGGAGCGGAUUUAUAUGCUCAGGUGAUUCGUUCGGGCUUCCGACGAGGGGCGAAUGAAGGUCCGAUCGCCCAAGAAACGGCGUUUGGCUGGGUUAUAUCCGGCCCUAUACACGCUGAAGGCGACGGCCAGAAUACGGUAAGAACGCUGCAUUGCACCGUUCUCGAAUCGCUGGAUUAUGCGAUUCGACGAUUCUGGGAAACCGAAGAAAUCCCCACGACCUCGGUGCGGUCCAAGGCGGAAGAAGAGUGCGAAGCACUCUUCCGAAGAACCGUCAAACGGGACAAAACCGGACGGUUUAUAGUCCGAUUGCCCUUGAAUCACCCGAGACCGGACGAAGCGUUAGGACACUCGUUCCACAUAGCGCUGUCCGCCCUCGCGAGGAUGAGGCGUAAAUUGGACGCGGAUACGACCCUCGACAGAGAAUACUCUGAGUUCCUCGCGGAGUACGAGUCCUUAGGUCACAUGACUCGGCUUGAGCCGAUUGACCAGAAUCGACUGUACAUUCCGCAUCGAGCGGUCGUACGCACGGAAAGUGCAACGACCAAACUGCGCGUUGUGUUCAAUGCAACCAGCAGAACGGUCGGAGGGCGAUCCCUAAACGACGUCCUGCAUGUCGGACCAAAAUUACAGAACGAUAUCACCUCGGUUUUAACGAGGUGGCGUCUGUAUGAGUACGUUCUGGUGGCAGAUAUCGAGAAGAUGUUUCGGCAAAUCCUCGUCGCCCCACAGGACCGUCGUUUCCAAUGCAUCGUAUGGCGCGCGUCAAACGACGAAAAGCUCAAAGCUUUCGAAUUGAAUACCGUAACAUACGGUACGGCGUGCGCCCCAUAUUUAGCGAUGCGUACCCUCCUCGAAUUAAAGGAACAGGAUGGAGAGAGGUAUCCUCUCGCCGCUCCGAUCCUCGAGAGGGACAUAUACGUCGACGACGUAUUUAUGGGAGCGUCCAACAAAACCCUGCUAGAGAAAAUUCGCAAGCAAGUCUGCGAUCUCCUGCAGGGCGGUGGGUUCAAGUUGAGGAAAUGGGCUGGAAACUCCGCGAAAUUAUUGCGGAACAUCCCCCAAGGUGCUCACUCCCACGCCGUAGACCUCACUCUGUUCGACGAUUCCGAACUAAAAGUGCUUGGUCUACGAUGGAUCCCAUCCGGAGACUACUUCCAUUUCGAUCUGCAACGGUUUCAACCGUCUGCGUUACCGAUGACAAAAAGAAAUUUGUUCUCGGAGAUCGCGAAGCUCUUCGAUCCCCUCGGCUGGUUAUCACCAGUCGUAAUCCGUGCAAAAAUUCUGAUGCAGUCCCAAUGGCUGGAGAAAAUCCAGUGGGACGACCAAAUUUCCACGGACACGCAAAAAACGUGGAACACGUUUUGCAGGGAUUGGAGCAGUCUCAAAGAACUAAAAUUCCCGAGAUGGAUCCAAUACGGAGCCGACGCAGUUACUGUGGAACUACACGGAUUCUGCGAUGCAUCACUCGCUGCCUAUUCGGCCGUCACUUACUUACGUGUGACGACGAAAAAUAAUGACGUGUUUACGACAUUAAUCAUGGCAAAGACACGAGUGGCUCCGAUAAAAACACAGUCUAUCCCCGUCCUGGAAUUGAAUGGGGCUGUGUUACUUUCCGAGCUCAUAGUGCACGUGAAACGGUCAUUCCCCAUAGAAAUGAGCCGCAUAAUCUGCUGGACAGAUUCCACGAUUGCACUCGCUUGGUUGAAAAAGCAUGCGUCGACAUGGAAGGUUGUGAUAGCCAACCGUGUGUCAAAAAUUCAGACCAUGCUCCCAAAAGCUGAAUGGCGGCACGUUCCCACGCGCUUCAACCCAGCGGAUCUGAAUUCGCGAGGUGUAGAUGCCGCAGAACUCAUUCAGUCCGAAUUAUGGAUUUCCGGGCCGAAAUGGCUUCGACAAUCAGAGGAAAAUUGGCCGAAAUCGCCAGCCUCGCUCGAGACCGAGGAGGGUAAACGCGUAUCGCAUACCCUCGUGGCCACUCCGGAAAAGGAAUGGAACUUAGUUUUCCGAUUUUCCCAAUGGAGCAAGCUACAACGUGUGACUGCCUAUUGCCUCCGAUUCCGGAGGCCGGCGGUCGGAGAACGAAGGUCAUUCGAUGCAAAAGUUGUCGAAGCAGCGGAAAUCCAGCGUGCAACGGAGAGAAUUGCACGCUACUUACAGCGUACGCAUUUCGCAGAAGAGUACCGGUGCUUGAAAAAGCGCAAGGGAAUCCCUGCGACAUCUCCUCUAAAGAGCCUAAACCCUUUUCUCGACGAUAAGGAAGUCUUACGAGUGGGUGGAAGGUUGGAGAAUGCGACGCUUGCAUGGGAAACCAAACACCCGAUUAUCCUGCCGAAACAUCAUGUGUCUAACAUGAUAAUCAGGCAAUGCCACGUGGAUACGUUGCACGGGGGUUUACAAUUGACCAUGUACACGGUGAGACAGAAAUUCUGGAUCAUCGGCUGCCGAAACGCGGCACGCACGGUUAUCCACCAAUGCAUACGAUGCGUGAGAUGGCAAGCAAAUACCUCCACGCAAAUCAUGCAGGAUUUAAUACCGGAGCGCAGUCGCGCGGCACGACCUUUCUCAAACUGCGGAGUCGACUACGCGGGACCGUAUCGGGUCCGCGACUCCGCCGGUCGUGGGAAAACGGCUCAUAAAGCAUACAUAGCAGUGUUCAUCUGCUUCGCUACGAGAGCCGUGCACAUCGAACUCGUCCAUGAUUAUACGACGAGUGCAUUUCUGGCCGCAUUAGACCGAUUUAUCGCCCGCCGAGGAGUUCCGUCCUGUAUGUUCAGUGAUAACGGAACGAACUUCGUCGGAGCAGAUCGGGAAUUGAAGGAACACUUCAAUACGGUGUAUCAAACUCCAGAAAUGCGAACGAAGUGCGGUCAAAAGGGCAUUAAGUGGAGGUUUAAUCCACCCAGUGCUCCCCACUUUGGUGGUAUGCAAGAAGCCGGCGUGAAAUCGGUGAAACAUCACCUGAAACGCAUCAUCGGCGAAUUUACACCCACAAGCGAGGAAAUGCAGACACUCCUCUGCAAGAUCGAGGCGAGUUUGAAUUCGCGACCGAUCGCCGCUUUGAGUGACUGUCCCGAGGAUUAUGCCCCUCUCACGCCGGGCCACUUCCUAAUAGGCGGACCGAUGAAUGCACUUCCGGUCGAGUCAGUGGAAAAGGAAAAUCUCUCGCGGCUUACGCGAUGGAGAGCAAUCCAGAAAUUCCACGAGCAGCUCUGGAAACAUUGGACGCGAGAUUAUCUCACGCACCUCCAGAAACGCUAUAAGUGGCGCACCACCCAAGUGCAGUUAAAACCGAAUGACUUGGUUUUAGUGCAAAACCCUCUUCUCCCCCCGAAUCAAUGGGAAAUGGGACGAAUCGAGGAAGUAUUACCGGGCCGAGACAGGACCAGCUUGACGGUGCAUCCAGGGAUCAUGUCAAUACCAGGUGCCUUGUCCAGACUAACCUUCGACGGCCGCCCUACGCAGCUCCACCAGGUCCAUAAGAGAGAAUCCAACAAGGAUAUCUCUCAGGUUGUACUGCAGGAUCCAACCAGCACCAGGCCCUUUCUAUCCAGACGAUUUGAUCCCCAAGAUGGCGACUUAGCGUUAAAAUCUCCCGCAACUACUACCGUCGCUCCUCACGUUUCCUCUAGCAUACUCAAGAUCUAA